CAGACCGUUCAUUUCAAACCGUCUUCCGUUAUAAGAGCCGGUCCCUCUUCCAGAUUUCUCUUGCGACUCUUGCGAGGUCUAGCGAUACAGCUGUUGACACGAUCGGGAAAAGCGAUCCGGCAGCGAUAAACCGUAAGGGCCUUACGAUAGGGAUACGUCGAGUUUAAACCCGAACUCCGUCGCACGAGGCACACACAAAUAUGUCAGGCGAGGGAUCGGUGAGGGGCAUCGCUGCCUUCAGCAGAAGGGAGUACGACGACCACCGGGAAGCUCUCUCGUCGAGGAAAGAGUGGCCCGGCAUCAACGUCAGGCCCGAUUCACGCGUGAUGCUGAACGUGCCGAUGCUCGUCGCGGAGCUGUACCGGCUGGUGCCCUACAAGGACGGCCGCUACGUGCACUUCCACCCGUUCAAUAUGCCCAACAUUAAAGUACGUAAGAUCGAGCUGGUCGGAACCGUUACGAAUGUCAGGCGCAAUGUCAAUGAUCUGCUUCUGACAAUUGAGGAUGGCACGGGAGUGAUGCGGGUUAAUUACAAAUUAAGCCAAUAUCUUUGCGAGUUGAAACAGCGGCAGAUGGUAGACGAGAGGUACGGGAUACAAGCUGGCAAUCUACGGACGAGCGAGGCGAAGGCGAGCCCAAAAAGUUGCCCGAAGAAGCUCCCUGCGACACGCCCGGGAUUCUCUUAUCCACGCGACGUGUCUCCGCGUGACAUAGCUGUCCUGGAGAACGAGUGGCGUUCGGAGACGAACGACGGUUUGUCGGGUAAAGAGAUCCAACCGUUCGACUACGUGUACGUCACCGGAUACCCGUGUCUCGACACGAACUUCCAAAAGAUACCGGAGCAGAUCACGACGGAGUUCAUCGAGAACGCGAGACUGACCGUCCUCGCGAUGUCCGUCGUGUGCAUCUCCGAGGAGAUGUACAAUAAAAAGUUGUUGAUGUGGAUAGGCAAGACUAUUCGCCAGAGGUACACCGACAAUAAAGGCUGUGUCACGAAAAAAUAAACAGUCAAAAGUCUGCGAAAAUUAUUUUAAGAAUGUACGACAUAUAUAUAUAUAUUUUUUAUAAAGAUUUUAAUAUAUUAAGUAUAUAUUGUUAAAUCCACGACACAUUAUUGAAUUUAUUCAAUCGUUACGUGAAUUUCCUUCAACCUCCGAGAUAUAUGAAAUUCAGUAGCAGUUUCGAUCUCCGCGCGUUAUUUUCUCGAGCACUUGUCCGCGUCUAUUUUACGUU
This is a messenger RNA of Wasmannia auropunctata (little fire ant), 1233 nucleotides long. RefSeq lists its product as uncharacterized. The record is from RefSeq and is a predicted model, not a curated record. The coding region runs from base 201 to 1004 and encodes 267 amino acids. NCBI's taxonomy places the organism in Eukaryota, Metazoa, Arthropoda, Insecta, Hymenoptera, Formicidae. The transcript has 4 exons.